AUGACUAGUCAAUACAUCUAUGCCGGCCUGGCCGUGUUCGUCCUCUUGCUCGUGAUCCGUUCACGCCGACCAAGUCGCAGCAGCUUGCCCUUGCCACCAGGGCCUCCCGGGGUCCCUCUCAUCGGAAAUGUCCUGCAGACGCCCAAGGAGACGCCAUGGGUUCAUUAUUACGAAUGGAGCAAGAAAUACGGUCCCGUCAUGUAUCUCAACAUGGCCGGCCAGCCCUUGAUCAUUAUCAAUAGUUUGAAAGCUGCUCAGGAUCUGCUCUCCCGGCGAGGAGCGCACUACUCGGACCGGCCUCAUCUCGUUGUCGCCGGCGACCUCGUGACCAAGGGCCUGCAUAUACUGCUCCGUCACUACGAUGCGCGGUACCGCCUACACCAGCGCCUGCACUCGCCCGUCGUCACACCUGGCGCGGCCAUCAACUACCGGCCACUGAUGGAGCUCGAGUCGAGGCAGCUGAUUCAUGAUAUUCUGACCAAUAGCGACAAGGACGGCAGCAAAGGCAUCGAUUGGGGCCACUGGUUUGAGCGGGCAAUGUGCAGUACAGUCUAUGCUCUGGUAUAUGGCUAUCGGCUCAAAACGGGCCACGAGGAAUCCAUCACGACGGCAAAGUACGUACAAGCCCAGGCCGUCAAAAUCAUGCAGCCUGGGCGGUACCUCGUCGAUGCCUUCCCGUCACUAAACCAUCUGCCGGGGCCCCUGGCACCCUGGAAGGCCGAGGCCGAGGCGCUCUGGCAGCUCGAGGUGAACCUGCACCUCGAAAACCUGCGCCGGGGUCGCGAGAGCCCCGCGUGGAACAUUGCCACACAUUUGUCCCAGAGCGCCGAAGCCGUCGACAUGGCCCCCGAGGAGCUGGCGUUCAACGUGGGCACGCUAGCCGACGCGGCCCUCGACACGUCGAGCAUGACGCUCAACUGGCUCGUCGUGGCCUGGCUCGCCGAGGGGGCGGCCGCGGCGGGGACGGCAAAACGCGUCCUCGAUGACGUCGUGGGCCGGGACCGCAUGCCGCAGUUUGACGACCAGCCGCGCCUCGCGUACAUCAUGGCAGUGGUGCACGAGCUCAUGCGCUGGCGGCCCACCAUUGCCGGAGGUAUUCCCCAUCGGUACACGGGUGCCGCCGACGAUGACUUCUGCGGUCACCGCAUCCCCGCCGGCGCCUUUGUCAUUGCCAACCACUGGGGUAUCGCGCGGGACGAGUCCGUGUACGGGCCCAAUGUCGAGAGCUUUGUCCCUGAGCGGUGGCUGCCCGAUGCUGAUGAGGAAGUGGACGUCAAGACCAAUAAUGGUGUCAAGGAGCUCUACAGCACCGUGUUUGGUUACGGCCGCCGGGUUUGUGUUGGCCAGCAUGUGGCGCGACAAAUUCUAUUCAUGACGGUCGCGAGAGUCUUGUGGGCUUUUGAUGUCGAAUCGGCGGUCGACGGCGAAACGGGAGAACAAAUCGUAAUUGAUCCGCUGGCCGUCACACCGGGUCUUUCGAUCAAGCCUAGACCGUUCAAUGCCAUUUUCCGCCCUCGGGGCUCCUGGGUUCGGAGUCUGAUCGAGAAAGAAGGCAACACACAUUCAGCUGAUAUUGAUGCAAUACUUGACCAGAUUGCCGUGGAGAGGUCAGGGAAGUAG
Molecule: messenger RNA, 1620 nt
Organism: Pestalotiopsis fici W106-1
Lineage: Eukaryota; Fungi; Ascomycota; Sordariomycetes; Amphisphaeriales; Sporocadaceae
Exons: 4
Coding region: 1-1620 (539 amino acids)
Molecular function (GO): heme binding; iron ion binding; oxidoreductase activity, acting on paired donors, with incorporation or reduction of molecular oxygen
Source: RefSeq, a predicted model, not a curated record